AUGCAUCUUUUCAGUACUUCCCUAUUGGUUAUUUUCGCCGUUAUCGUAGUCGAAACUUGCAUUCCAUCAAACGCCCCAGGAUUACCAGGACCGCCAGGUCUCCCAGGACGAACAGGUUUGAAGGGAGAUCCAGGUGGGCGCGGUGAACCAGGAACUGAAGGACCACAAGGAGUUCAAGGCCCGCCUGGAGUGCCUGGGAGUAACGGUAUGCCAGGAGUGGAAGGAGAUGUAGGAAAACGAGGGGAGAAAGGAAGAGUUGGAAUGCAAGACUUUCUUCAGACUAAAGUCUACUUGGAGACGAAAGUCCACCCUGAAUGCCUGGAAUUGAAGGCCCAGGAGAUGACGGAGAUGUGGGAUUGCCUGGAUUGUCUGUUUCCGCAGCUCAAGGUUACCGAGCGAAAUGGACAGGAAGGAAGACGAGGAGAACGAGGAGUAAAAGAAGCUGAACGACAACCAGGGGAACUGAUCCAAUCGAUCCAAGAUUCGUGUGCAGUUCUCAUAAAUUGA
Molecule: messenger RNA, 507 nt
Organism: Cercopithifilaria johnstoni
Lineage: Eukaryota; Metazoa; Nematoda; Chromadorea; Rhabditida; Onchocercidae
Source: the annotation of a GenBank genome assembly